AGAAGGAACAAAUAAAAAGUGGACGUGCCAAAAGUAAAAUCCCUCAAUUUUGUUUCCUACUUUUUACUCCCUCCCGCGUUUCUCUCUCCUCUCUCUUUUUUCCUUUGGGUUGGAGGGGUGGUUGUUAAGGUGUUGGGAGCAAAUGAUUUCAAAGCUUCCACAUGCUAUGGCUUCCCUUCCUUGUACUAGGGUGAGGGGUGGGGUUAGUUUAUGGGCUGGAGCGAGGCAAAUUUGCCUAAGGAAAGGUCUAUUGUAUGGAUUGAUGCGCUGCUUGUCUAUUCCACUCAAGACCUUGCAUGUAGCUGGUCAGUCUCUUGGAGUUACGCGAUUGCUAUGUAACGUUUCGUGUAUUUCUGCUGCUCUGCAGAUUGAAUUGGUUCCAUGUCUUAGGGAUAAUUAUGCUUAUCUCAUACAUGAUGAAAACACCGGAACUGUUGGCGUUGUUGACCCUUCUGAAGCUGUACCUAUCAUUGAUGCAUUGACUAAGAAGAAUCGAAACCUAAAUUACAUACUGAAUACUCAUCAUCACUUUGAUCACACUGGUGGGAACAUUGAGCUGAAAGAAAGGUACGGUGCAAAGGUGAUUGGCUCAGGAAAAGACAGAGAGAGAAUUCCUGGGAUUGAUAUUGUGUUAGACGAUGGUGAUAAAUGGAUGUUUGCAGGCCAUGAAGUUCAAGUUUUUGAAACACCUGGCCAUACAAAUGGACAUAUCAGCUUUUAUUUUCCUGAAUCUGGAGCGAUCUUCACUGGAGAUACCCUGUUCAGCUUAUCUUGUGGGAAGCUUUUUGAAGGAACACCUGAAGAGAUGUUAGCUUCUCUGGAAAAGAUUAUGUCAUUGCCAGAUGACACAAGUAUAUAUUGUGGGCAUGAGUAUACCUUGAGUAAUUCAAAGUUUGCGUUGUCUAUAGAACCAAAUAAUGAAGCCCUUCAAUCUUAUGCUUCACGUGUGGCCCAGUUGCGCAACAAAGGAUUGCCGACGAUACCCACAACACUAAAAUUAGAGAAGUCCUGUAAUCCUUUCCUUCGUACUUCCAGUUCUGAGAUCAGGCGUUCAUUGAACAUUCCAGCCACUGGAGAUGAUGCUGAAGCAUUGCGUGUCAUCCGCCAAGCAAAGGAUAAUUUUUAGCAUAUCAUGCGAUCGUAGAUAUAUUUGUGUACCGAGUCUCAGCUUUCAAUUUCAAUGUUCGGGUUCAUGUUACUAUAAUGUAAUAAUUGUAUUUUGGUUCCGCAAAAAAAUCCAUCACGUGGUGAUAUUUCUGUAGUUAAUUUCUUGGACGAUAGGUGUGAUCAUCCUCUUCAAGAUUUUGCUUCUCCAUCAUCGUUAUUCCAUCCGUUCAUCAAUGAUUUGGUUGACAUUAUCUUGUUACCUCUUUUGAGAUGAUUAGGAUGACAUUAUCUUGUAACCAUUUCUUUUGAUUUAAUUUAAAGGAAAAAAUGUCAAUACACGA
Amaranthus tricolor (Joseph's coat) is the source of this 1448-nucleotide messenger RNA. RefSeq names its product probable hydroxyacylglutathione hydrolase 2, chloroplastic. Lineage: Eukaryota; Viridiplantae; Streptophyta; Magnoliopsida; Caryophyllales; Amaranthaceae. The record is from RefSeq and is a predicted model, not a curated record. The coding region runs from base 143 to 1126 and encodes 327 amino acids. The transcript is spliced from 8 exons. Gene Ontology annotation, molecular function: hydroxyacylglutathione hydrolase activity.